CGGCCUCUCCGCCGCCGCCGCCACCGCCCCUUCCGCCCGCCGCCAUGACGUCAGCGGAAGAGGCCGCGCGGGGCCGCUCUAGGCCGCUGGGAGGACCCGGGGGAGCAGACGAGAGGGCAGUGCUCGGGCUCGGAGCUGAAGCCGUGGGAUCCUCCGCUGUCCCACCACAUCACCUGCAUGGAGGUGCCCAAGAAGCUGGUGAACUCGGUGGCGAGCUGUGCCGAUGACGCGCUGGCAGGGCUGGUGGCCUGCAACCCUGGCCUGCGGCUCCUGCAGGGACACCGGGUGGUCCUACGUGCGGAUCUGGUGGCCAUCCAGGGCCGGGUGGCCCUGCUCUCCGGGGGGGGCUCUGGCCACGAGCCCGCCCAUGCAGGGUACAUCGGGAAGGGCAUGCUGACCGGCGUGGUGGCCGGAGCUGUCUUCACCUCCCCGGCCGUGGGCAGCAUCCUGGCAGCCAUCCGGGUGGUGACACAGGCUGGCGCAGCUGGGACCCUCCUGAUCGUGAAGAACUACACCGGGGACCGGCUCAACUUCGGGCUGGCACUGGAGCAGGCGCGGGCAGAGGGGGCCAACGUGCAAAUGGUGGUGGUGGGGGAUGACAGCGCCUUUGCCACCCUGAAGAAAGCUGGGCGCCGCGGGCUGUGCGGCACCGUCCUCAUACACAAGGUGGCGGGGGCCCUGGCCGAGGCGGGGGCAAGCUUGAAUGAGAUCGUUGAGAGGGUGUCAGCGGCUGCUAAAGCCAUGGGUACCCUGGGUCUCAGCCUGUCCCCUUGCAGCAUCCCGGGGUCCAAGCCCACCUUCCGGCUGGCUGAGGAUGAGAUGGAGCUGGGCCUGGGGAUCCAUGGUGAAGCGGGUGUGCGCAGGAUGAAGGUGCUGCCGGCAGAUGAGGCAGUGGAGACGAUGCUGGUGCACAUGACGGACCCCUCCAAUGCCUCCCACUUGCCUCUGAGACCUGGAGCCUCCGUGGUGCUGGUGGUGAACAACCUGGGCGGGCUGUCCUGCCUGGAGCUGGGCAUCGUGGCCGGCGCGGCUGUGCGCUGCCUGGAGAGCCGAGGUAUCCACAUUGCCCGGGCCCUGGUGGGCUCCUUCAUGACGGCGCUGGAGAUGGCUGGGGUCUCCCUCACGCUCAUGCUGGUGGAUGAGGAGCUGGUGGGGCUGAUUGAUGCCGAGACCACUGCCAUGGCUUGGCCCAACCUGGCCGCGGCACCUGCAAUGAGCCAGAGACAGGAGGUGCCAGUGCCGAUUGAGGGACCAGGGACCGCACAGCAUGAGACCAGCACAGGGCCUGGCGCAGCUCAGGCACAGCUGGUGCUGGAGCUGGUGUGCAGCACCCUGCUGGACAUGCAGGACAAGCUCAACGAGCUGGACCGUGAAGCAGGUGAUGGGGACUGUGGCCACACGCAUGCUCGAGCUGCCCAAGCCAUCCAGGAGUGGGUGCGUGCGCGGCCGCCACCGGCAGCCCCAGCCCAGCUCCUCUCUGCCCUGGCUGACCUGCUGCUGGAGAAGAUGGGUGGCUCCUCUGGCGUGCUCUACGGGCUGUUCCUGACGGCAGCCGCCCAGCCCCUGCUCAACCGCAGUGAUCUCCCAGCCUGGGCUGAUGCUGUGGAUGCCGGUAUUGAAGCCAUGCAACGGUACGGUGGAGCCGCACCAGGAGACAGGACGAUGCUGGACCCGCUCUGCGCUGCGGCACAGGCUUUGCACGCCCUGCGCAGCCCUGGUGUUGACCUGCUGCCGGUGCUGGCCACUGCCGUGCAGAGCGCGGAGGCCGCGGCAGAGGCCACCAGGCACAUGGAGGCCGGGGCGGGCAGAGCCAGCUACAUCAGCUCGGCCCAGCUGCUGCAGCCCGACCCAGGUGCGGUGGCGGUGGCAGCUGUGCUGCGGGCCGUGCUGGAGGGGCUGCGGAGCUAAGGGGCAGCUGGCCCUUGGCCACCCCCAGUGUGGCUCCAGCAGUGAUGGGGGACUUGGCAGCACGCCAUGUGUACCCCCAAUAAACCUUUGUGGUCCCUCUAA
Molecule: messenger RNA, 2010 nt
Organism: Falco peregrinus (peregrine falcon)
Lineage: Eukaryota; Metazoa; Chordata; Aves; Falconiformes; Falconidae
Gene: TKFC
Product: triokinase and FMN cyclase
Exons: 18
Coding region: 178-1908 (576 amino acids)
Biological process (GO): glycerol catabolic process
Cellular component (GO): cytosol
Molecular function (GO): glycerone kinase activity; ATP binding
Source: RefSeq, a predicted model, not a curated record